CCAAGAUCUUUCAUCAGUCCCACUCACUCCGUCCUUGGGAUCCGCUACGACGUAUAUGAUGUUAUAGAACCCUUGCUACGCAUUUCCCUUGACCAUUAUUCUGUUUCUCAGCAUUACUUGGUUUUGUUCCUUGCCUGGAUUUUAACCAUUCCCCAGUUUAUAGAUACCCCGGAUUGUGCUGGCGAUCCCCUUGCUCUUUCAUCCAACAACCGAAACCAUGGCCGAAACAUAUACCGUGCCGUUCUUCAUCAAUGGCGAGGAGGUUGUCACGUCCAAGACCUUCGAUGUCACAUCUCCAGCAACCCAAAAGGUUGUUCACAAGUGCAGCAGCGCUACCGAUACCGAAGUUCAGGCGGCCGUAAACGCGGCGGCAGAAGCUUUCAAGACAUGGAGGAAAUCGCACCCCAACCAACGCCGGGACCUCUUCCACAAGGUGGCCGACAUCUUGGAGAAGAGGAAGGAGGAGUUGGGCCAGUACAUGAUGAAUGAGACAGGUGCUCCACGCCAAUGGGCCGACUCCAACAUUCAGAUUGCGAAGGAGUUGGUGUUGGAUGUGGCCGGGAGAUGCAACACGUUGGAAGGAUCGUUCCCAGUAGUCAAUGAUCCCGAAUCUGCUGCUCUCGUCUUGCAGGAGCCCUUUGGCGUUGUUCUCGCCGUUGCCCCUUGGAACGCCCCCUACAUCCUCGGUAUCCGCUCCAUCCUCUACCCCAUCGCCGCCGGCAACACCGCCAUCCUCAAGGCCACCGAGCUCUGCCCACGCACCAUGUGGGGUCUCUGCUCCGUCUUCCACGAAGCCGGCCUGCCCAAGGGCGUUCUCAACAUGCUCGUCCACGAGCACGUCAACGCCCCCGCCAUCACCAGCUCGCUCAUUUCCAACCCCCAGGUCAAGAAGGUCAACUUCACCGGCAGCACCGCCGUCGGCCGCAUCAUCGGGCGCCUGGCCGGCGAGAACCUCAAGCCCGUGCUGCUCGAGCUCGGCGGCAAGGCCUCCGCCAUCGUCUGGGAGGACGCCGAGCUCGAGAACGCCGCGACCCAGUGCGCCCUCGGCGCCUUCCUCAACUCUGGCCAGAUCUGCAUGUCGACCGAGCGCAUCCUCGUGCACAAGUCCGUCCGCGCCGAAUUCGAGAAGAAGCUCGUCAGCGCCGUUGAGAACAUCUUCGGCCCCCAGACGCCCGCCCCCAUCCUCAUCAAUUCCACCGCCGUCAACAAGAACAAGAAGCUCCUUGCCGACGCGCUCUCCAAGGGCGCCAAGCUGCUCUACGGCAACCCUGACGCCCAAGAAGAAACCACCACGUGCAUGCGGCCCGUUAUUAUCUCGGGCAUCACCACCGACAUGGACAUCUACAAGACCGAGAGCUUCGGUCCCACGGUGGCCGUGUACGAGAUCGAGACCGAGGAGGAGGCGCUAAGGAUCGCGAACGAUACCGAGUACGGAUUAACCAGCGCCGUGUUUACUGAGGAUUUGAGAAGGGGAUUGCGCAUGGCCAAGGAGAUCGAGACGGGCGCGGUGCAUAUUAAUAGCAUGACGGUGCAUGAUGAGGCGACGCUGCCCCAUGGUGGCGCGAAGGAGAGCGGGUAUGGGAGGUUCAAUACUAAUAAGGGGUUGGCGGAGUGGGUGAGGAGUAAGACUGUUACUUUUAAGUAUUAAGUUGGGACUUGGAUGGGAAGGGUCGAAGGGUAAGGUAUUGUAAGGUGGGUGUACGAUCUGGGCUGGGUGUGAUUUCCUGUUGCUCCUGUACGAAAGGAUCACCGUUGCUGUAACGAUCAUCCCUCUUCUUUCCUCCCCCCUUUUUUUG
Neurospora tetraspora is the source of this 1796-nucleotide messenger RNA. Its product is annotated as aldehyde dehydrogenase domain-containing protein. NCBI's taxonomy places the organism in Eukaryota, Fungi, Ascomycota, Sordariomycetes, Sordariales, Sordariaceae. The coding region runs from base 218 to 1648 and encodes 476 amino acids. The transcript is spliced from 2 exons. Gene Ontology annotation, molecular function: succinate-semialdehyde dehydrogenase (NAD+) activity. The record is from RefSeq and is a predicted model, not a curated record. Gene Ontology annotation, biological process: GABA catabolic process.